This is a messenger RNA of Daldinia caldariorum, 1509 nucleotides long. RefSeq lists its product as uncharacterized. Bases 1 to 1509 code for a protein of 502 amino acids. The transcript is spliced from 3 exons. The record is from RefSeq and is a predicted model, not a curated record. Lineage: Eukaryota; Fungi; Ascomycota; Sordariomycetes; Xylariales; Hypoxylaceae.
AUGUCUGAGGCCAUGGACCCUCGCGGAAGAGGUAUUGUCGACCUUAACGACAAGCAGCACCCCAACUAUGCUCUUACCAGACGGAACAACUCGUCCAAGUUCCUUUCCAUUGCCCUAGAAGUUCGACUCAUGAUUUACGAGUAUGCGGUAUAUAUCAAGGAGGAGAUCAGUCCUAUUCAACUCGAGUCCCGCUCAAACCAGUUUAUCUUCCAGAAAUACAUUUCGAAGCCACCCUAUGUUUCCAGGGAACCACAGCCAACCGUUGCGUUGCUUACUCGUGUAUGUCGGACCAUCUAUGCUGAGUUUGAACACUUUCAGCCCUUCUAUAACGUCCACACAUUCUCUUUUAUGGAAUUGGAUAAGCUUCGUACAUAUAUUGCAGCUAUUACACCAUCUCGUCGUCGAUCAAUCCGUCGGAUUAGUUACGGGCCGACUGAGUGGUUUGAUGACCACAUUCUUCUCCGCAAGGAAAUAUAUGAGGAAUGCCCCCAAUACCCAUUGGAUGACGGCACAUUGACAAUUCUCAGUCAAACCGGCCUGGAAGAGUUUACCUUGAUCAAGACAAUAGACGAGGGCGACCUAUUUCCGGGUAGGACCGUCGCCCAUGAAUUGGAUGCCGAGCUCAAAAACGUUCAAACAUAUCCCGACAGGUUGCACACCAUACGGAAUCUGCCUUGCUUCCGACUCAGAUUUAACUUCACGUUUUUGUGCCAAACUGGCAUUGCUAAUGAGCUGGUAAAGCAGAUCGACGAAGCAUUAGAAAUUCGCAGACAACGCAUCGGUAUAGAUAAACCUGAAUGGUUUAAGCAGUUGAAUAAUUUCAGAUUGGUCGAAAAUGCCAUGCGUGAAGUUAGUGGUCUCGACAUUCUGGGCGAAGACCGAGUAGCUCUGGAUAGAGCUGCAAGUUGUUUGGGGCCUGUCUCUUCUCGGACAAGAAAUAAGUGCCGACUGCCCAACUCUAUAGGCCAACUAGUUGAUAAUAUACCAAGGUACAGUGCAGAUGGUAUAUUGACCAGCCAAAUUUGCCAAGUACACGAUAUUCGUUGGGAUGGAACAGAUGUGCAGUGUCAAGUAUCCGUAUUUCCUAAUAUCGAGGAUAAGGUUUGGGAAGAUAUCUCUGCUCUCCUAGUGCCCGACAGCAUCGAGGAGAUUAUGUGGUUCUACGGGAAGAUAAUGAAAGAAAACAACUCUAGUCGCUUGGAUGAGAUUAAGGGUAUGCCAACUUUGCGCAAUAUCAUCGAAGUCCAAAGGGGCUUUCACUUUCUCCAGGAUACCAAGGAAGAAAUUUGUGCAAGGAAACAACGCCAACGCCUACGACGGCUACAACCGCGAGCCCCUUGGCGACGGGAAUUCACACCGCGGCGGUCAGAACUGUCCAUUUUGAGAGGCGUCUGGAUGCUGCAUGCAAACGAGUGGGAAACCUAUAUAGCUAAGUUAGAGAGGAGUGCUCUGCAGGACAAGGAAGGAAGCGACUCGGAAACACCGAGUGAAGCCGAAAAAGGAGCCUGA